GUGGAAUCCCUCAACCAUCGCAGGUUUAAGCAGAAGUUCACAGCUGCGACGUAGAUAUUAUAUGGCAUUACACGGAUUACAGGUUAUGUUGUGAACGGCAGAAGAGAAAUGUAGCUAGUCAACAAGUAACUCGGGGAUACCCACAAGAGCCAUUAACCGGUUUGUUUUAUAUUGGAGGGGAAGACAUUUAAUCGAAAUCUCACGCUAUGUCUAAUGGCAGUUUACAGAAAGCCAUUGACUUGGCUAACAAGGCAUCAGAAGAAGACAAGGCAAAAAACUAUGAGGAAGCUCUUCGCUUGUAUCAGCAUUCAGUCCAGUAUUUUCUGCAUGUGGUGAAGUAUGAGGCUCAGGGUGAAAAGGCCAAACAGAGCAUUCGGGCAAAGUGUGCAGACUACCUGGACAGAGCGGAACAGCUGAAGGAGUACCUGAAGAAGAAGGAGAAAGCCCCACCCGCCAAGCCUGUCAAAGUGAACGACGACAAGGGGAAUGACGGCGAUGAUGGGGAUAGUUCAGAGAAGAAGAAAUUACAAAAUCAACUUCAAGGGGCCAUUGUCAUGGAGAAGCCCAAUAUUAAGUGGGAUGAUGUUGCUGGCUUGGAAGGAGCCAAAGAGGCACUGAAAGAGGCAGUCAUUCUACCAAUCAAAUUUCCCCACCUUUUCACAGGAAAGAGAACCCCAUGGAGAGGAAUCCUGCUUUUUGGUCCUCCAGGCACAGGGAAGUCCUACCUGGCUAAAGCAGUGGCCACUGAAGCCAAUAACUCCACCUUCUUCUCCAUCUCAUCCUCUGACCUGGUGUCCAAGUGGCUGGGAGAGAGUGAGAAGCUGGUGAAAAACCUGUUUAGCAUGGCACGGCAGCACAAACCCUCCAUCAUCUUCAUCGAUGAGAUCGAUUCGCUGUGUGGCUCUAGGAGCGAGAAUGAGAGUGAAGCAGCCCGCAGGAUCAAGACGGAGUUCCUAGUCCAGAUGCAAGGUGUUGGAAAUGAUAAUGAGGGAAUUCUGGUGCUUGGAGCAACUAAUAUCCCUUGGUCUUUGGAUUCUGCUAUCAGAAGAAGGUUUGAGAAGCGCAUCUAUAUCCCACUCCCCGAAGAUCAUGCUCGCUCGUUCAUGUUCAAGCUCCACCUCGGCUCCACCCCCAAUAGUCUCACUGACAGUGACUUCAGUACCCUGGGACAGAAAUCUGAGGGUUACUCAGGUGCAGACAUCAGCGUCAUCGUCAGGGAUGCUCUGAUGCAGCCCAUCCGCAAAGUCCAGUCGGCAACGCACUUUAAAAAGGUCAGAGGAAAGCCAUGGAACGGCCCUGAUGUAGAUGACCUUUUGACUCCUUGCUCUCCGAAUGAUCCUAACGCGAUUGAGAUGACCUGGGUAGAUGUGGCAGGUGACAAACUGCUGGAGCCUGUUGUCAGCAUGGCGGACAUGCUUGGGUCUCUGGAGAAGAUGAAGCCCACUGUGAAUGAGGAAGACUUGAAAAAACUUAAGAAGUUUACUGAGGACUUUGGCCAGGAGGGCUAACUGCACCAAGGCACUACCGCUACAAAACCAAAUCAGCAUAAACCUCCUUUUAAUCUUUUAAAAAAUUCUUUCUACUGAUAACAGUAAGCUGGAUACUUUUGUAAUCACUUCUGGGGCAUCUAAUGUACAUUAUGCAAAUUAAAAAAUCCCUCCCCUUUCUAACACGUAUACAGUGUUCUGAUGUACUGAGGUGUGAGGUGUUUUAAUGAACAGAGACUAUUUAUUGAAUAAUGUUACACCUGAGUAUUCUGCUCUUUAUUUUAGACGUACUAUGACAGUGCCUAUUUGACAAUGAUUCAUGUGCAUCUUUCAUACUGCGUUGUCCUGUGGUUGUUUACGUUCUCAUACAGACAUUUUAGAUUUUUUAAAACCAGUGUCUUUUUUUUUUUUUGUAACUUCUGUGAUGGUUUUCCAUUUGUUAUUCUAAGGCAGACUAAGUACAGUUUGUCAUCUCUCAUUAUACUGAUAUUGUUCAUCAGUGCUAUAAACAGUACCAAAUGUUUAA
Messenger RNA from Electrophorus electricus (electric eel), 2013 nucleotides. The record is from RefSeq and is a predicted model, not a curated record. Lineage: Eukaryota; Metazoa; Chordata; Actinopteri; Gymnotiformes; Gymnotidae.